AUGGACAAGGUUCAAAGUUCUUUCACUUUUUUAUUUUUGUUUUUAAUAGAAUGCCCUCUUCAUUUAUGCUUGCCUUAUGCAGAUAGGUUCUAUCGAGUUGGAAUAAUAACACGCUCAUCAGGUGAUAAACAGUCACAAACACCCAUGAAAGUCAUCACACAGCCCAACGUGCCCUUUGGUGAAACUCCAUUAGCUGAGAUUCAAAGGACUUUCUCAAGACCCAGAGAAAUAAUUCCACAUAGACCUGCUCUUUCUCAAGUCAUUUUAAUUGCAUGUAUAGCUUUCAGCAUUGCCCUGAUAUGUGGGAUCACAAUCUCCUAUCUGAUAUAUAGACUGGUACAGGCUGAGGAACGGCAACAACUUGAGUCACUUUAUAAAAACAUCCCGAUACCAUUACCCAAAGAUGCAGAGAGGGGCUCCGAGGAAGACGGCCAGGAUGAGUCCACUCACCUGCUUCCAGAGAAUGAGAUGGGACUGGAAAAGUUCAUUCAUUCAGUUAUUAGAUCAAAAAGAAAGAAAAAUCUUGAAAAGAAGAAAUUAAGGGAACAGCAAAAGUUAGUAGAGAAAAAUAAAACCAAGAGUGCUAUGUACAAUUAA
Messenger RNA from Cynocephalus volans (Philippine flying lemur), 597 nucleotides. It is a transcript of the gene C3H19orf18, whose product is annotated as chromosome 3 C19orf18 homolog. The record is from RefSeq and is a predicted model, not a curated record. The transcript is spliced from 5 exons. The coding region runs from base 1 to 597 and encodes 198 amino acids. NCBI's taxonomy places the organism in Eukaryota, Metazoa, Chordata, Mammalia, Dermoptera, Cynocephalidae.